Molecule: messenger RNA, 264 nt
Organism: Aspergillus chevalieri
Lineage: Eukaryota; Fungi; Ascomycota; Eurotiomycetes; Eurotiales; Aspergillaceae
Exons: 2
Coding region: 1-264 (87 amino acids)
Source: RefSeq, a predicted model, not a curated record
AUGGACGAUAUUAAAAACCCAAUAGCCUUGACUGUUAGCUGGGACUUGGCCAGCCUCGGGGCAAAACUGGAGCAGGCUGUCAAAGUCAAGCGUCACGAGUCGCUCAAGCGAUAUGGUUCCCAUAGGACGCCCGCCACCGAAGUCUUGGAGUCUUUCCUCGUGGGGUCCCCCGUUCUUAGUGUCCGGCUUGUCUGGGAAGGCGUCGACGAACUUCACCGCACAACGGGCUCCGGAUAUCCCGAGGAGAAACCGAAGUCGCAUUGA